This is a messenger RNA of Eremomyces bilateralis CBS 781.70, 1414 nucleotides long. RefSeq lists its product as uncharacterized. Bases 264 to 1328 code for a protein of 354 amino acids. Lineage: Eukaryota; Fungi; Ascomycota; Dothideomycetes; Eremomycetales; Eremomycetaceae. The record is from RefSeq and is a predicted model, not a curated record. The transcript is spliced from 3 exons.
UGCAGUCCCGCCAGUCGCCAUCCAUCAAGUUGCGGUCCGACAAACGUGAAGCGCGGCGGCCUUGCAAAUGUGCACCCCGCAACAUGAAGACCCCGCGAAGUGAUAUUUGGAUUGAGAAUGCCCACAUGCAGAUGACUUGUUCAGUUUGAAAUCCGCACCUCCGCUUUCACAACGUACGCAAACGCUUCAUUGACCCUCACAGAUCAAUCUGCAACCAUCGACAAGCAACCAAGCCGUCAUCCGCAUAGCACACACAUGCGACGAUGCCUCCUAAACCUAAGAAGACGAAAAAGGGGAAGAAGGGCGAUGAUGACGACAAAGUCAGCCAUGAUGAGCUCAUCUCGAAGCUGGAGAAGGUCGAGCUUGCCGAGAAGGAGUCCUAUAAUCUGAUGCUGCAAUACAUUGAUGAAGGCCACGAUACCAUCGAGGGGAAGAAAGGCGAUUCGUACCAUAAGGCCAUGACCAAGGCCAAAACCGUCACCAGCAACGCACGCGACCAGUACGCCGAAGCGUACGGCAUGUGGGCCGCCCAACAGUCUCCAGGAACCAUCACCCCAGCGCAGACCGAAGCGCUCUGGGCCCGCAUCCGCAAGCGCGGGUACUCCGAACUGUCGUUCAACGUCAAGGCGACCCAGAAAGCCAUCGACCAACUGACACAAGCCGGCCUGAAAGACCAAUGCACCCGGCCGUUCGAGGAGCUGGUCGAGUUGGGCCAGAUCGCGGCCAUCCACGUCCUAAAGGACAUGCAGCGUGAUGGCCUGCUCCCCGCGGGCCUGGCGCCGGAUGCGGAUCCGACCUCGCCGGCAGGCGUGUCGGCGCGCAUCAUUGCGGAUUUGGCGGCUGCGCAGGAGGCCGCGGAGACGAAGUUCGAGUCCGCAAACGCAGCCCAAGCGACCACCUCAAAGACAAGCAACACCAACGCGGCCAUCGCAAAGACAAGCAACAACAAGACGACCUCCGCAAACUCCAAGAACAAGAUGGAGACUUCCGCCUCAAACACCAAGAACAAGACGGAUACCAUCGCCGCAAACACCAAGGGCACCAAGGCGAAAAACUUCAACGCGAAGAAAGCGACAAACAAUGGCACUGCUAUCGAAUCCACCUCCUCCGUGACGAAUGAACCACCUUCCGCCACCACGGAAGAACCCUACAACCCCCAACGCGUCGUCGUGAUGGCAAAGGUUCAUCUCGCUCAACUUCAGGACCUCGUUGUGCAGGCGAAGGAGAUCAAUGCGAGUCUGGAUAAGGCGCUUGCACGUUACGAGGAGCACAAGAAGGAGGACACGGAGGAGAACAAAAGGGAAAGGGGGCAAGUCCAACGGCACUGACUAAGCGGGGACUACUUCAGCUGGCUGUCACGGAACCUUUCUUCAGAGGGAUCCAGGAGACGUGAAAUGGCAGUGAGAGUGGUGGG